Pieris napi is the source of this 8808-nucleotide messenger RNA. It is a transcript of the gene mask, whose product is annotated as ankyrin repeat domain-containing protein 17. Gene Ontology annotation, molecular function: protein binding; RNA binding. The record is from RefSeq and is a predicted model, not a curated record. Gene Ontology annotation, biological process: innate immune response. Lineage: Eukaryota; Metazoa; Arthropoda; Insecta; Lepidoptera; Pieridae. Gene Ontology annotation, cellular component: cytoplasm. Bases 155 to 8032 code for a protein of 2625 amino acids. The transcript has 47 exons.
CACCGCGCCAUAGUGUAAGUGUAGAAGACAUGGCGGGUAUCAGCCUAGCUAAAUGAUGAAAUAAUUUUUGUUUGCUAAUAUAAGAACGUGUUAAUUUCAUUAAACAAGUGUUGAUAUUAAAAGACUAAUUUAGUUUAAUUGGAUUAGGAUAAAAAUGCAGAAUGUCGGACAGUCUGAAAAUCGAAAUAUCGAUAAGGUGAAUGUGCAACUUGAUGUGGUAAAAUCGUCCACUCCUCAAAGUUCGGCUUCGAGUCCAGCUAAAUCUGAAACCGAAACAUAUUCGGGAGCACCUGCCAAAUACAUGACGGACUCUUCGGAAAGCGAAGAUGACUCCGUAUCCGAGAUCUUGUUGGCUUGUUUGUGCCUUAGCAGGCCAGACCUGUUGGCGGAGAUGGAUGAAGAAGGUGGUGGUACGGAGACUUCCAAGUUCCUACUUACACAUGAUGAGCCUGAACCAACAGUUGAAGCAGAAGUACAGGCGAGGCUUGAAACUUUGUUAGAAGUAGCUGGUAUAAGCAAUUUGUCCGGCGAGGGCAAGCGGCUAGCAGACCCCGAUGUGUUGCGGCGGUUGACGUCUUCUGUAUCUUGUGCUUUAGACGAAGCGGCCGCAGCACUUACCAGAAUGAGGAGUGAUCAGACUCCCGCGCACCAUAGGCACCACCAUCAAGAUAAGCCCACGCAAUGUGGUUCCACGGCGACGGGGACAACACAAACGGUCCCUUCAUCUGUGGGCGCGGAUGGAGCUCCUUCCCUCGCUGAGGCCUGCUCGGAUGGGGAUGUCGGGACGGUCAGGAAGCUUCUAACAGAAGGCCGGUCCGUCCAUGAAACGACUGAAGAAGGAGAGUCCCUUUUAUCCCUCGCUUGUUCCGCGGGUUAUUACGAACUGGCGCAGGUGCUAUUAGCAAUGCACGCAAGUGUCGAAGACCGUGGAAUUAAGGGGGAUUGUACACCCCUAAUGGAAGCGGCAAGUGCGGGCCACGUAGACAUCGUACGUUUACUGAUCGCACACGGCGCUGACGUUAACGCGGUGUCUGGUUCCGGGAACACGCCCCUUAUGUACGCGUGCGCGGGUGGACACGAGGAGUGCGUACGCGCGUUGCUCGAGAACGGCGCUAAUGUUGAAGACCAUAACGAGAAUGGCCAUACACCGCUUAUGGAGGCCGCAUCCGCCGGUCACGUGGGCGUAGCUAAGAUCCUUCUGGAACACGGCGCCGGUAUCAACACCCACUCCAACGAAUUCAAGGAGUCAGCCCUAACCCUAGCAUGCUACAAAGGUCACCUCGACAUGGUGCGAUUCCUUUUAGCGGCUGGAGCUGACAGGGAGCAUAAGACCGAUGAAAUGCAUACCGCAUUGAUGGAGGCCAGUAUGGAUGGUCACGUGGAGGUGGCAAGACUUCUGCUUGAUUCUGGAGCACAGGUGAACAUGCCAACUGACAGCUUCGAGUCACCUCUUACCUUAGCGGCGUGUGGGGGGCAUGUGGAGUUAGCGAUGUUACUUCUAGAACGUGGCGCCAACAUCGAAGAAGUUAACGAUGAAGGGUAUACGCCGCUUAUGGAGGCUGCCAGGGAGGGUCAUGAAGAGAUGGUAGCACUGCUCCUCGGUCAGGGCGCGGCGAUCAACGCGCAAACUGACGAGACGCAGGAAACCGCUCUUACACUGGCUUGCUGUGGUGGUUUCCUUGAAGUGGCUGAUUUCCUCAUCAAGGCCGGGGCUGAUGCUGAGCUGGGAGCCUCGACGCCUCUCAUGGAAGCCAGCCAGGAAGGCCAUUUGGAGCUGGUUCGGUAUCUCCUAAACGCGGGUGCGGACGUGCACGCCCAAACGCAAACGGGUGACACGGCGUUGACAUACGCAUGCGAGAACGGACACACGGACGUAGCGGACGUGUUACUACGGGCCGGCGCCGUACUAGAGCACGAGAGUGAAGGUGGACGCACGCCCCUUAUGAAGGCUUGUCGUGCUGGACAUCUUUGUACUGUGCAGUUUCUUGUUGGAAAGGGUGCGGACGUAAACCGUAUGACAGCGAACGCGGACCACACGCCGUUAUCGCUAGCGUGCGCGGGCGGACAUGCGGACGUCGUGAAAUUCCUUUUGGCAUGCGAUGCGGACCCGUUCAGAAAGCUCAAGGACAACUCGAGCACGUUGAUCGAAGCUGCCAAGGGCGGACAUACAGCCGUUGUUCAGUUGCUGUUGGACUUCCCGCACUCGGUCAUGUUACCGAGGGGUGAGGGAGGCGUGACGUCAGAGGACAACAACGGUUUGAGUACGGCGCAGGCGGCAGCUUUAGGUUUGUCGCACGCGCCUGCGCCGGGUUUCAAUCAACGAGCGCUUCUCCCUGCGCACCCUCACCAGCCGCUGGCACCUGCCCCCGCCCCCGCCCCCGCUGACCUACCCCCCAACUUCGCCAAGGUCUAUUUAGACGGAAGAAAAAAGCAACCCGUUGCGCCUAACGCUCCCUCCGCCAUUCCCGCCAACCCAGUGACAAGUGGGGCGGGCACCAUGCCUAUGCCUAUGGGUACUCAGGCCCCUCUGAUGGGUACCCAAACUCCACUUAUGGCUAAUCAAGCACCUCUAUUGGGUGCCCAUGUCCCACAUAUGAGUACUCAAGCACCUCUCAUGGCUAACCAGGCACCGUUAAUGGGUAAUCAAACCCCGCUAAUGGGCACCCAAGCCCCUCUUAUGGGUAGCCAGGCACCGCUACUGGGUGCUGGCGUACCUGUGAUGGGUGGGGCGGCGCCGGUCAAACACAAGUGCAAUAGGAAACAAAGGCCCGCGCCCCAACAUUCGGAUCAUCACUUACCUCCGCCGCCCGAUAUUAUUGAUGAUCAGAGAGCGGAAGCCCUCGCUGGACAAGUUCGAAACGAAUCACUGCCAGAGACUGAACGGGGUAUGCUGGAGCUAACUGAUUCAUCUGGUCCACCGACGCUCGCCACGUCAGCCUUGCACGCUCUCGACCUACAAUUCUGCGCCCAAGGUGCGAAAGUUCAUCCACCCGUCUCCCCGCCUUACCCCCCUCCGAAACAUUUAUUCCAAGUGCAGCAACUAGCGACUAACGUAAGCCAGAACACUCCCAUACAAGAUCGGCCCCGCGCAAAGGCGACACGUAAAUGUGCUAAGUUUGGUUGCAAAUUCCUUCUUCUAGACGCGUUGCAACGUCUCGGACAGCACAUUCAUGAUGUGGGUGACGUCACGCUUCAAUUGCAAGAACUCCAACAACAGCAGCUCCAGCAAUUGACGGCGCAACAACAGCAGCAGCAAAAGAAACAGCAACAACAAUUACAGCAACAAUAUGUACAGGAUAUGCAGCAGAGACCUGAAGCGUAUGCGCCGCAAGUGGGUGACGAGGUAAGCGCGGGUGAUGGCAACUCGGUGGAAGCGCGUGGCCUUGGCGCGGUUCUCGCGUAUCUUCAACGGGAAGUGCCUUCACUCGUAGCCCUACCACCCAAUGAGCUCAGAACCCUUGUGCUGCAGGUAAUGCAGCAGAAGUCCCAUGAGCUCCAGCUGGACAAAUGCGUGGGCGAGGGCGAUGGCAGCGGGGAGGAAGGCGACGAAAGACACGCCAGACGUCUGCUGGCUGCCGCCGAGGAGGCUCUCACCGCUGACUGUGAUAUGCAGGGCAUGCAACUGGUUGGUCAACCCGUGCAUGAGUUUCCUGAAACGGUUGCGCCGACGUCCCUUGAGCCCACGGAGCCGAGACCUGACCUGGAAGUUCCCUCUGACCAUCACCAUCACUUCGCCUUACCACCGCCAGCUAUAACUUACGAUGACUUUAGAACGUCAUACGCUCCGCCAGUAGUGCCAACCACAAUGCCCAGUGACAUGCAACCGGGCAUGGCCCCCAACAUGUCUAUAGCUCUCACGGCUGGCCUCAACGCGGGCCUCACAGCUGCAAUGGCAGCCGGUGUGGCGCCGAACCUUUCUGCCGAAGUGGCACGUGACAUAAUCGCGGGGCUCACGGCACAGAUGCCGGCGGCCGCGCCUGCCCUACCCACUUCGUACACCCCGCCCUUGCCACACCCGACCAAGAGGGAUCAUCAUCACCAGGCUACCAAUACCAGUGGAAUUAAGACUAAAAAGAACCGUUUUGGCAAUCGCGGGUGCCGAACGGAGACGUACGGUGCGUCGCCCCCUCAGCCAGCGCCUGCGGCCUAUCCCUCCAUGGACGUGGACUCGGAAACGGACUCGAACCACGACACGGCGUUGACCCUGGCCUGUGCUGGAGGUCACGAAGAGCUGGUAGAGUUGCUUUUGGCGAGAGGGGCGGAUAUUGAGCAUCGGGACAAGAAGGGUUUCACACCUCUAAUACUAGCGGCGACAGCGGGCCACGAGAAGAUAGUAGAGAUUCUCCUGAACCACGGUGCGGAUAUCGAAGCCCAAUCGGAAAGGACGAAGGACACCCCCCUCUCCCUCGCCUGCAGUGGGGGCAGGUACGACGUCGUGGAGCUGAUACUCAGUCGCGGUGCGAAUAAAGAGCACAGAAAUGUGUCCGACUAUACGCCCCUCUCGUUGGCUGCUUCGGGCGGAUACGUCAAUAUUAUACGGCUUUUGUUACAUCACCAGGCGGAGAUUAACUCCCGUACGGGUUCGAAGCUGGGAAUAUCACCUUUAAUGUUAGCGGCUAUGAAUGGUCAUACGGCGGCUGUUCGACUCCUAUUGGACUGCGGUUCGGAUAUCAACGCGCAGAUCGAGACCAAUCGCAAUACAGCGCUUACCCUGGCCUGUUUCCAAGGCCGCCACGAAGUCGUAAGCCUUCUCCUAGACCGCAAAGCGAACGUGGAACACCGUGCCAAGACUGGUUUAACACCCUUAAUGGAGGCAGCUAGUGGGGGGUACGUGGAAGUCGGAAGAGUUCUCCUAGAUAAAGGGGCUGACGUCAAUGCGCCACCCGUGCCUUCGUCAAGGGACACCGCCCUUACCAUCGCAGCUGAUAAGGGACAUACUAAGUUCGUCGAGCUACUGCUGCAGAGACGAGCGGCAGUAGAAGUGAAAAACAAGAAAGGCAAUUCUCCCUUAUGGUUGGCAGCGAACGGCGGCCAUUUGGCAGUUGUCGAGAUGUUGUACGCGGCUGGUGCAGAUAUCGACUCACAGGAUAAUAGAAAGGUUUCUUGCCUGAUGGCAGCCUUCCGCAAGGGCCAUACGAAAGUGGUUAAGUGGAUGGUUGGUGUCGUCACGCAAUUCCCUUCAGACCAGGAAAUGACAAGGUACAUUUGUACAAUAUCGGAUAAGGAGUUGCUAGAAAAAUGCCAAGAGUGCGUGCGCGUCAUUCGAGCAGCGAAAGAAACUCAAGCGGCGAGGGCCAAUCAAAAUGCCACCAUUUUACUAGAAGAGUUAGAUGCGGAACGAUGCCGGGAAGAGAGCCGCAGACAGGCAGCUGCUAGAAGGCGAGAGAGGAAGAAGAAAAAGAAGAUGGAGAAAAAGGAGGAACGACGUAAACUGCAAGCGGAGAAUGAAAAGAACAGCCUGUACUGCGAAAAGGCAUCUGGGGAGUUGUCAGAAGGCGGAGAGCCUGAUGAUGAGCCCGUGCCCAAGGAGGAAGGUGACUCCGGCAUUGACGCCAACUCACAGGGUUCCUGUUCAUCAUCGGAUGUGAAAGCUCCACCCGCUUCAAGCAAAAGUAAGAAAAAGAAAAAAGAAGAAAAGACACCUCCACCCGCACCUUCUAAGAAACAACCCGAUAAAACAAAGCCUAAAAUAGAGAUAAAAGAGAAAGAAGUCACCUCUAAGAGCGAAAAGAAGCAAGAGAAAGAGAACGUUGCGCCUGCGCCUCUCGCCACUCCUGUCACUCCGCCUAAGCACGAGCGACGAGAGAAGAAAGAAAAAAAACAAGAAGAAGAUGCUAAAAGCAUCGCAGUACAGAAUAUUAACAAAUUUGGGAACAGCUCUAGAAAGAGCCAAGUAUUUGAAUCGUCUAGGUUUAACGUGGAGAGAGACGACGUUGACACGAUCGAGAAAAAUAAAAAAAUAUUCAGCCAAUGGGAGAUGGAAGGCAAAAAUACUUCCCCAAAGGGGGCAACAGCUCCUGGUGCUUCGCGUCGCGAGGAGGGCUGGAAGGAAGUCGUCAGAAAAUCCAGCGUUCAACCUCCAUCUGCAGUGGAGCCUGGAUGUAAGAAAGUGUGCGUAGCAUCUCAUGCGAUAUCCCGUGUGAUCGGUCGCGCCGGCUCGAACAUUAACGCGAUCCGAUCGGCGACCGGCGCUCACAUCGAAGUCGACAAGCAGACUAAAGGCCAGGGGGAGCGGAUUAUUACUAUCAAAGGCUCGACGGAAGCUACAAAGCAAGCGGCCACCCUUAUUGCAGCAAUGAUUCGUGAUCCAGAAGCGGACAUAGCGCAGCUGUUGCCCCGGGCUAAGUUACCUGCGCCCGCGCCACAACCAGCUAUUGUUAAGCCUGCUAAACAACCUACGCCUAAGGUGGCUCAUACAAGUAGCGUGCCAGUGACAAGUCGAGUAGGGCCAACGACCAGUACGGGCGUGGUAACGAUCGCGCCCGCACCUGCGCGUGCGCCUGCCAAGCAACACAUGCCUGCGAGACCGCCCACACGGACGCAUACACACCCCAUCACAACACCAAGCAACGAAAAGCGUGCCCCAAGUGCCCCUGGCGCCCCAAUAAGCUCAGUUAGCUCGAGUACCGCGACCGCAAAGCCGGGCGCGUUGUCGUACACGGGCGCCAUCGUGGGUGCUAGGAGCCACACCUUCGCCGCUAAACUCACUGCCACGCCCCCUCUGGACACGAAACCUAGGCCUACCACACAGGUGUGCGCCAGUCCAUCAAGUGCGGCAAGUAGCGGCGCGAGUUCGUCUCCCCUCAAGAGCCGUACACCUCCCCCUACUCCUCGGCCCCCUCUGCCCACGCCCCCUAGAUCUGACGACCCAAGACUCGUCGAAAGACUGCAGCUAAGCCCAGACAACUCCAGUACAUGGAGCAACGAAGAAAUCCCAGUGAAUACAUCAACUUCAGCUCUACACAUUAAUACUACCCCACAGUCAAGCGGCAGCGCAGGCAGCAGCGCAGGCACCCAAGAAUACUCCCUCUUCACCGCGUGUCACCUCCCUGGCAACACAGCGCCAGGUCCCGGUGUAUGGGGCGAACCGUCGCAUAGCGAGCCCCCGCCCCCGCAAGUGGACGCGAGCAAGGCACCGGGAUAUCGUGGGGCGGGUGGUUGCUCACCCUGCUCGAGGACUUCCUCCCACGGCUCCACGCCGCCGCCUUAUCACCAGCCUUACCAUCAGCAGAAUGCUAUGGGUAACAACAUGAACGCUAUGGACAUGAGUGGUCUAUCCCGGAACGGCCCCAUGUACCAAGAUAACUCCCGAAAUGGACACAACAUAAUGGUAUCUAUGUCGAGCGGCGUUGGCCUCGGUUACGUAAAUGUGGGCAACGUGGGCAAUGUGGGCAGCGUGGGUAGCGUAGGCGUUGGUGUUGAAAACGUAUCCCGACUUAACCCUCGAGCGCCUGAUUUUGCCCAACGUCACCCUCUGCUGCAGCAUCAGCACAAACACGCCGCUCAGCAACUAUUCGCGAGUGCAAGUAACGCCGGCAACCUGAGCUCGUUGCUGAUGUCGUACCAGCAACACCAGCAGCACCAGCAACAUCCCCAACAUCAGCAGCAGCAGCAGCAACCGCAGCAGCAGCCGCAACAGCAACAUCCUUACCAGUCCCUGCUGGAACGUGGUGUCGGCGUCGGCGUGAACUCAGUGGGCGUGGGUAUGGGCGUGUCCUGGGCGGAAGAGGAAGAGCGCAAGCCCAGGCCCAUAGGCACCGAACGCGCCUGGAAGCUCACUGCCGGAGAAGACUGGCACCACCGCACGGACCACGACAGAUACCAGCAACAAGGCGUGAGCGGAAUGAGCGGCGUGAGUAGCGUAGGUAGCGUGGGCGUAGUGGGCGAUGCGUACGGCGGCGCCACCACGGCGGCGUUUUCGCUGAUGCAAGCUCUGCCCCUGCACUACGUUCCGCCCGAACAUCCGCAUUGGGAACGCCCCCCGCAACACAACAACGACAAACCGCAAACGUGGAGUAAGUGGAAUCACUAGCACGUGCCCCCACUCGUACCCGCGUGAACGUAACAACGUUGUAGAUAUUAGCGAGAAAGAUAUAUACAGAAUAUAUGGUGAGCGUCCGCCAUUUAGACAAAUUAUUAUUAUAGUUGUUACUCGGCGCCAUUAGCGCGACUAGCUAGUAGCUGCGCAGUCUACGCCGAACCGAAUGUAAUUCUGUUCGCCCAGCGGCCCGCCAGCGCCUUUACUAUAUUUUACUAUUUACGGCAUAAUAUUCGGAAAACGAGCCGAUACGGAUUUUCAUAACGUGUAACAAAUUCGCUUGUACAUGAAGAUUAAAUAUCAUAUAUUAAUGCACCGUAACCACUGUUUUUAAUGCCACCUGCGGUUUUAUUUCAAUACUUUUAGUUUGGGUAAAUGUAUAUUUAAGUAAAUUAUUACGAAGACUUACGUCUCGAAUAUGGUUAGCAGGAUUUUCGGUAAGUUCAAAUAAACCGUUGUCAAAUAAAUUGAGUGUCUUCUUGAAUAGGGCUUGUUAGGUCGCGAAGCUUCGGUAGAUGGCUCUACAGUACCUGUAACGGCCAAUGAGAGUAGCUUAUUUAAAUUUAGAAUUCGGUCAUGUAUUUUAUAACCAAUCAGAUGAGAGUUGUAUUGUAUAGCAAUUUGACUGGAUAUUUUGAUUGGCGCGGUAACCUUUACCUAGUUGAAUAUUCACUGCCUUGAUACAAGAGAUCGCCUCAUGUUGCCUUGUCUAUAGUUAUGCAGACUCAUCAUUUUCUAUAGUUAUAUAAAUAAUAAAAUAUAUUAAGAAA